Molecule: messenger RNA, 7808 nt
Organism: Eriocheir sinensis (Chinese mitten crab)
Lineage: Eukaryota; Metazoa; Arthropoda; Malacostraca; Decapoda; Varunidae
Exons: 14
Coding region: 307-3192 (961 amino acids)
Biological process (GO): regulation of transcription by RNA polymerase II
Cellular component (GO): chromosome
Molecular function (GO): chromatin insulator sequence binding
Source: RefSeq, a predicted model, not a curated record
ACCCCCACAACAACAACACCCAGCAGUCAGCAGCCGCCUUCAGAGCCUCCUCCAUUUAUCCCCCUGAAGGACGGAUAUACACCUCCUCACAUCCCCGGGACCCAGAUGGAAGGACAGGAAGAGGAGGAGAAGACAAACCAAGGAUGAAGAGCAAAACAGAAGCACAAAACCCAAAUGACGAAACAAGCUGGGAGAUAAACACAUUGAAUUUCGAGCCGAGGAGAAGAAGAAACAGCGGACAACACAAGGAGUAGAAAGAAAGACAAUGAACUAGUUGAACAUUACGAAGGAAGAAAACUAUCGGAAAUGUCAAAUCUACUCAGCACCUUCAUAAUGCGAGGGUCGGGAAUGGUGGUGGGGGACGAGGAGAUGGAGGUGGAGGAAGGGCGUCUACUCCACCACCCCCACCACACAGCACCACCACAACCCCUACCACCAACAACCCCCACCCAAUACCCCACCUUCCUCCCUGCAACAGCUCCUUCCCUCACCCCCUCCGCCCCCACCACCUCCACGACCUUCCUCACAGGCCCCACAGACACGUUCUUGACCCUCCCGGAGCAGGUGGAGGGGGAGGGGGAGGGGGUGGAGCUCUUGGGGUCAGGGGAGGGGGAGGGGGAAGGGGAAGGCGUGCCACAAGGGUCACUGCUGUAUCUGGACUCAAACUCAGCGCUUCAUGUGUUGGUCCACCAUUUGCCGCAGUCUGCCCAUCAACAGCCGACCCCACCCCAACUGGUGGAAGAGGAAGGAUCUCAGGAGCAAUUUGUGGUGGUUGGCGCACUGAAGACUGAUGACCUUGGUGCCCCCUCCCCCCCUACCCCCUGCCAUGUCUCUGUGGAGCGUUAUCUUGACGAGGACAUGGCUGGGGGUGAAGGGGGGGAAAUCUACCUACCCCAGACCCAGGACCCUACCCCAGCACCCCCCCAGCACCUGCCGUCCACCCCCGUACUAACCCUGGUGGGGGGCGGGGGCGACGGGGGAGAGGAGGAUGCAUCGGGGGGUACGGGCAUCACCCUGAACCGAGUCCCCCACAUCACCCUAGAGGAGAUCAUACAAAAGUUCGCCUCGUCACCCGAUUCUCCGAUGAGCGACUCAACUGACCCCUCCACCACCACCACCACCACCAUCACUGCUCUUAUCCCACCCUCACCACCGCCACCACCCGUCACCUCCACGGCCAACCUAUCGCCCAGGGUCAAGGUUAAGCUGCUGCCUGAGACCGUUAAGGAUGAUAGGGUGGAGGGUGAGGGUGAUGGUGACGAGGGGUGUCUGUACGAUGUGGUGGUGACGUACAGGUGUCGGGUGUGUGGGGAGGGGUUUGAGGACAAGGGACACCUGCUCCAGCACCACCACCUGAGGCAUAAACAGGGAGGCACCAUCAGGAUUAGAGUGACCACCUCCACCACGACCACCACCACCACCACUAACAACAACAACACUCGCUGCCCUCUCACCCCCCCAUCUCAACCACCAUCACCAGAGAAGGAUCACAGGGAGAUCAGCAUCCAUUCCUGUGGGUUCUGCUCCGAGGACUUCCUGGGCUCAAGGGAGUGCAAGGAACAUAUAAAUAAGGAGCACCCCAGCAAGAGGCCGCGGGAGGGUGGUCCGAGGCAGUACACCCCCCGGGGCAGCCAGGUGAAGUACCCCCCCCAGCCCGGGAUACUCAUAGGCCACAGGAAGGCACGCUCACCUGGCCAGGAAGAAACUACAGGUCCAGGUGGAGGUGGAGGAGAGGAGGGGGAGGAGGUGGAGGGCAAGAGGAAGGUGAAGACUCCAAGGGCUCUGCAGGAACAGUUUUGGCUGCAGAAGCAACGACCAAAACCUGUGUGUUCCAUGGAGGUGGAGAAGAAGCACAAGUGUUCUCUGCCCACCUGCAAGUACAAGUUUUCCUCGGAGGCCAAUCUUGACGCCCACAAGGAGUGCCACGGAGGCGGGGGCGGGAAGGGCGGCGAGAGGGGCUUCUCCUGCUCCCAGUGUGGCUUCAGGUGUGAUAAGUGGUCGGUGUGUCAGCUUCACCUCUGGAAGGAUCACGCGCUGGACAUUGACCUCCUGACCUGCGGGAUCUGCCACACCUACAAGACAUGCACCCAGCAGCGCCUCCUCGUCCACCAGAAGAUACACUCCGACGUCAGGGACCACAUUUGUACGACCUGCGGCAAGGGGUUCAAGCAGUUGGCGCAGCUCCUGAACCACCAAGUCGCGCACAUCACCGACCCCAAGGACAUGCCUGCCUGGGCCGACAAAGCGUUCUGCGAGGAGUGCCAGAAGUGGUUCAGGGACAGGAAAUCGUUUCAGAAGCACAACGCUCUGGUCCACUUGAAGGUGAAGCCCCAUGCGUGUCCUCACUGCCCCUACCGAUCCACUGACAAGUAUUCCCUGACGGUGCACAUGAGGCAGCACACUGGGGAGCGUCCACACCGCUGCCCCCUGUGUGGCUGGCAGACGAGCGACCACAACACGAUGCGCAGACACAAGCUGGGCCACCAGGACUCCAAGCCGUUCCGCUGCCCCAUCGCCGAGUGUGCCUUGAAGACCCGCAACACCUCCUACUUCAGGCGUCACAUGGCCAAGCGUCACCCCAGCAAUGAAAUGCCGUUUAAGUGUGAGUUCUGCCCCCUGCAAACCACCCACAUGGAGGAGUACAUUCCCCAUUGCUUGAGGCACGAAAAGGAGCUCAUCGAAAGAAAACUGAAGCAGGCAAGAGAGUUAGCUUUGGAGAAUGAGGCGGAUAACAUAACAUCAGCACCAGUAGAACAAACAGCACUUACCUCUACCACUACCCCCGCCACCACCACCACUACCACCUCUGUUAUCAAGACCAAAACGGAUGCAAUUAGAAAGCAUCUCUCCGCUCCCAUCCUCCUCAAUCCCAGAACAGAGGUCAUCACUAUAAAAAUUGAUGCGGAUGCUGAGGAUGCUAAGGGUGGUGAUGGGGGUGUUGUCGGGGAUGGAAUGGUGGUUGGGGAAGGGGAGGCAGAGGCCGUUCCCCUUCCCCAAGUUGUUAUGUCGGAGAAUAACGGACAUUACAUCAUCGGUCUCUCGGAAUUCAACGCCGCCACUAACCACAUGACGCAGAGUAACGGGGAUUGCCAAGUCGUCACCACUUACCCCCACCACAGACGGAAGGAGGGUCACCACCAGAUUCAUCACCCGCACAGUGCAUCACCAGUAGAAAAUAUCCAGAUCACUUGACAUUUUCCCUCACCACCGCAUUGCUACCACGUCAGGCAUAAGGUCACCACCACCGUCAUAUCAUAACACCGUCACCACCUCUACCGCAACUCAGAAUCACCACACAUCACCAAAUUCUCCUUCACCACCACCAUAUCACCGCAUCAACAAGCAUAAGAUCAUCACCACCACCAUCACAUCAUAACACCGUCAACCACAACUCAGAAUCACCACACAUCACCAAAUUCUCCUUCACCAUAUCACCACAUCAACAAGCAUAAGAUCAUCACCACCACCACCAUCACAUCAUAACACUCACCACAACUACCACAACUCAGAAUCACCACCACCAUGUCACCACUCCUACAACUCCUCAGAAUCACCACAUCAACAACCAUCACCUCACCUCAUACAUACACCACAGCACGGUCACCACCACCACACAUCACCACCAAGUUAGUGAUGUAGCAUAACAACAUACAUCAUCUAUUUAAGUAUGGUUCUUGUAAAUAUUGUGUUCAUGUAACUUAUUGGUAUAAAAUCUACCUCUCCAAAUCUAAUGCACACUCCCUUCCCAAAACAGGUGUCAAAAGGUUAAAAACAGCAGUCUUUAAUUUGUCGAAAAUACAUUAUAUUUAUUAACAUGAGAACAGGACACAGAACAGCAGCUCUCUCUUUCUCUCUCUCUCUCGCUUAAGACUAAAUCCUUUCACAUUUCCAUCUGGGUCAAAUAAAGCUACAUAGACUGCCGAAGGUGAAACGAGACCCUGAAUAAAGAGACUAGGGGAACCAUUACGACUAAAAAUAAAUAGGUGAAUCAAUGACAGGAAUAAAGAUAAAUAAUGUAGGAGUGGGGAAUGGAGAAAAUUUAUAUAACCACAAAAAUACUGAUAUAGUCACUACAGACGCAGGCUAUAACGGAUAAGACCAUUUUCCCCGAGACAUGGGAAUCCAGAAUGCAUGUCUCGAAAUUCCCUGCAAGUUGGAAAGGAUGACUGAUAAAGAUGAGGGCAAAAUCUUCCGUACAUGUUUUCUUUUUAUGGUAAACAGCUCAAGGGCAAUAGAGAAAAAACAAAGCCCGCUGAAACGUAAAAGAACACUAAGGGGAAAAGGUGAGAGACGAGGGUAUAAGGUUUUUUUUACAGUAAAGGAAACGGCUAAAGGGCAAAAAGUAAAGAUCGCUAAGGGGAAAGGGAAAGGAUGACUGUUCAGAUUAGGGCAAAAGGUCUUCCCUCCGUGUUGAAAAGGGUGACUGCUGAAGACGAGGGCAAAGGGAUGAAAACCUCCUACUCGUGUAAAUUUGGAACUCAUUAACCAAUGCUCCUUCCCAUGUAAAUUUGGAACUCUGAUUAACCAUUGUAUCUACUUAGUUGGGUAAAUCAGGAAGUCAAUUUUUUUCUAUUUGUGAAUGGUGAUAACAGUGAUGAAGGUGGUGCUUCACAUGAUAUAAGAAAAGGGCAGCAAGUUGUUCGUUUGUGCCAGGGAGGAAAGGUACUGACACCCACUUAUAUAAUUUUGAAGAGGCAGGAAAAUGAAUUACCGGAAAAAUUAGAGAAUGAAAUCUGGAAAGACUUAAUGCAGCUAAAACCUCUACAGCUCACAGAUGUCAUGCAUGGUAGAAUACAGAGUAAAUAAUUGCACUCAACCCUCCCUUACAUACCUUAAAAAAUAUAAAUAAUAAGUAAAUGAUUUCUUAGAAAUCAAUAGGGGGUGUCAUGUAAAUAGGUUUGGGAACCACUGGCCUAGAGAGAAAAAGUCAUCUAAUUGCACCUAAAAAAUAUUAUGAUAAACCCAAAAUUGCACUGAAUAAAUAAAGAUGAAAGAAGGAAAUUGCACAGAGUCUAAAGCAGAGAAAAAAAAGACCAGAGGCACAGUUAGUCAAAAAUCAGUUUACAAAUAAUACAAACAAUUCUGAAUGAGAUAUCCUUUGAAAUAUUUAAGUUUAGGGUAAAAACCUCAUGUUACAGUCUGUUCAAACCAAGUGUUCCUCUGGCACCUAAGCAGUAUUGUUACGCUGCACCUGACUGGCUGGCCGAGAGGAAGGGCCAGCCAAUCAGGCGCGGCGUAUCAAAUGCUGCUUAGGCGCUGGAGGAACACUUGGUUUGAACAGACUAUAGUAAAAUAUUUUCUCUACAAAACAUCUUAAAAGUAAAUUAGGUUUGGGGGACUUUGGACCCAUGAAAGAAACUGAAAAAAGGAGCACAAAUAAUCUAUCUAAAAUCAAUGUGAGUUUUGGGGUAAUUGGACCCGUGAAGGAAAUUGCAUGAAAAAAUAGCACAGUCACCCUUUAAAUUAAUGUGGGUUUUACAGUAAUUUCAACCCAUAAAGGAUGCUGUGAAAAAAGUGCACAAUUAUUCUAUUCUAAAUUAAUGUUUAUUUUGAAGCAACUUGGACCCAAAAAAGACAAAAUUAAUGUCGAUUUUGAAGCAACUUGGACCCAAAAAAAGACUAAAUAAAUGUCGAUUUUGAAGCAACUUGGACCCAAAAAAGACUAAAUUAAUGUCGAUUUUGAAGCAACUUGGACCCAAAAAAGACUAAAUUAAUGUCGAUUUUGAAGCAACUUGGACCCAAAAAAGACUAAAUUAAUGUCGAUUUUGAAGCAACUUGGACCCAAAAAAGACUAAAUUAAUGUUUAUUUUGAAGCAACUUGGACCAAAAAAAGACUAAAUUAAUGUCGAUUUUGAAGCAACUUGGACCCAAAAAAGACAAAAUUAAUGUCGAUUUUGAAGCAACUUGGACCCAAAAAAGACAAAAUUAAUGUCGAUUUUGAAGCAACUUGGACCCAAAAAAGACAAAAUUAAUGUCGAUUUUGAAGCAACUUGGACCCAAAAAAGACUAAAUUAAUGUUUAUUUUGCAGCAACUUGGACCAAAAAAAGACUAAAUUAAUGUCGAUUUUGAAGCAACUUGGACCCAAAAAAGAAAGUGUCCCAUAAAAUUUAACAGUGUGAGAGAACAGCAUAAGUAUUCUCUUAUAAAUGGAUGUGGGUUUUAGGGUAAUUUGGACCCAAAGAAGAAAGCGUAAAAAGAAACUGCACAAUCACUACUUUCGACAAAACAAAUUGGACCCAAAAUUUACACCAGUUGCCAAGUGAGGCGCCGGGAACAGAAAGGACAAACUCGCCAAAAGUACACGCAGAGAAAACUCCCUUUCUAAACAUGCUGGGGCCGAGGAAGCCAGAUAUACUCAACUUCCUCACCUUGUCGUUCCACAAAUAAUAAGUGCUAGGGUUGAGGGAGCCAGAUAUACUUGACUUCCUUACCUUCUCUUUCCGUUAAUAAGGAGUGUGGGUUGAGGGAGCCAGAUAUACUUGCCUUCUUUACCUAAUACACACUAAUAAAGAGUUGGGUUGAGGGAGCCAGAUAUACUUGACUUCCUUACCUUCUCUUUCCGCUAAUAUAAAGUGUUAGGGUUGAGGGAGCCAGAUAUACUUGCCUCCUUUACCGUACCUUUUCACUAGUAGAUUUUGGUCGAAGUCAGAUAUACUUGACCUCUUUACUUCUUUAAGGUCAAGGAAAUCAUAUAUGCCUCCUUUACUUUCUCUUUUCACUAACAAAGAGACAAACUCAGCAUCUCUUGACAUAGAAAAAAUUAGCAUGCUUACGGUGGUUCCUGAAGUAACGUUUUCUUUUGGUGGCGAGUUCACCCUUUCCAUUCUGAGCGCCUCGUAUUUUAAAACAUAACCCAGUGAGCAACAAAACGUUGGUGAUAUUCCAACACAAUCGAGCCAAACAUCGUUGUCUCUUCCCCGCGGACACCCACACCCACACCCACACCCACACCCACACCCACACCCACACACACUCGGUAAACUGGUAUAAUAUUGCAUUUAGAGCUUCUUUCCUACAGCAAAAUAUAUCCAUAUGAAAACAUUAAUAAAAAAUAUAUUGUUAUUAUAUUGAUAUCAUAAAUAGCACUAGCUAGUAAGAGCUAAAGAUCACCAUUUACAGGAUCACUGAACCUUAGAAGACGAACAACGGUAGUACUCUCUCUCUCUCUCUCAGACACACACACACACACACACAUUAAGCACUGAUUACUCUCUCUCACACACACACACACACACACACACACACACACACACAUUAAGCACUGAAUACCCUCCCCCAGAAAGCACUGGCUCACUGAACUAUAUAAGAGAAUGAGGGAGAGGCCACAAAGACUCCAUUAAGAGAAAAAUAAUGAAGAUGAAAUAAAAUAAAUACAGGAAGACCAACACUGUGACUGGAAGGUUAAUGGUGUUCAAGUUAUUCUAAGAUUUAUGAAAUGGAAGAAUAUACUUAAGGGCAGUACAUCAAUACCCUGUGAAGAGUUAUGAGGGAAUACAUAAAUAGAUAAGACAUUGGUAUAAAACAUGAAUAGGACAGGUGAUGCAGACAGUAAAGAAACACCUGGUGAAAAGUUAUCAUGGAAUAGAUGAGAUAAAAAAGAUAUUGUAUGAAAAAGUUUAGCUCAGUUUCUUGGAGAUGAAAAUUAAAAUCAAUGUUAUGUCUGGCUGGUAUUACUUUCUUGCGUGUUGAAGGGAUGAAAAGUGUACAUGAAUGUUAGUGCUGGCUUGUGUAUUGCUAUCAUGUGUGACUCGGCACUUAGUGAAAAAAAUAUUAACAUGGAGUUCAAUAAUAAUAAUAAUAAUGAAGA